Coccomyxa subellipsoidea C-169 is the source of this 2342-nucleotide messenger RNA. Its product is annotated as Creatinase/aminopeptidase. The transcript has 10 exons. Gene Ontology annotation, cellular component: mitochondrion. Gene Ontology annotation, molecular function: manganese ion binding; metalloaminopeptidase activity. The record is from RefSeq and is a predicted model, not a curated record. NCBI's taxonomy places the organism in Eukaryota, Viridiplantae, Chlorophyta, Trebouxiophyceae, Coccomyxaceae. The coding region runs from base 263 to 1693 and encodes 476 amino acids.
GAUGAACCUGUGUCGCCUUCGAUCUGCUGCCUGAUUUCAAAGAGCAGCAUCAACUAACGAUUUGUUUGCAAGACCAGCAAUUUAUAAGAUCUACAAAUCAACGUCACACUGCAAGCUUACAAUCGGUAUCAUUAUGAUGACGGUGGGAUGAUGGCAUUGAUAUUCUGGAUCCAUCGUAACACAGGAAGACGGGGGCGAGCGUCCGCGUUGCUCUCAGCAUAGUGGGAACAGUCAGAAACAUUUGCAGUAGUGUCUGCUCGGCAUGGCAGGUUCGGGAGCUGUAGGCAGACUAGCACAAAAGUUAUGGCGCUUUGGGCGCGUUGUAGCCGGCCAACCAAUACCAGAAACUCACCCUCAUCUUCUCUUGGAGGGCCAGCUGUGGCCGGGAGUGAGUGCAGCAGAGUUUGCCACACGAAGGAGGCGCCUGGCAGAUGCCAUGCCUCCUGGAGGCAUUGCAGUUGUCCCUGCAGCCUCCCCAGUCUUCAUGACCGGCGCAAUCCCAUACCAAUACCGCCAGGACGCUGAUUUCCUGUACCUGACGGGCAUAAACCAGCAGGCGGUGGCGGUCAUUGAGGCCUCCUCCCCCAUGCGCGAUGGAAACUUCACCCUCUUCAUCCAGGACUCCAACCCACAGGCAGAGGCGUGGAAUGGGACGCCGAUGAAUGCAGAUGCGGCAGCUGAGGUGUUUGGGGCGGAUGAAGUGUACCCCAUGUCUGAGCUGGAGCAGCAGCUGGAGGCGAUGGUGGCUGUGUCGGGGGCGGUGUUUUAUGACCGAGGAGAGGAGCGCACAACUGCGCCCUGUGAGCACGGGCGGCUGCACCAGGCGAUGCUCAUAGCGCUGCAGCAGCGGAGAGUGCACCCGCUCAAGCCCACGCUGCACCCCAUGAGGCGCGGUCCUGAGUGGCAGAAGUCGGCGGCUGAGUUGGACCUGAUGCGGCAGUCAGCAUCGCUAGCGGCCAAGUCGCUGACGCGGUGCAUGCAGCUCACGCGGCCGGGCGUCGACGAGCACUUUCUCGGCGCAACUUUUGAGUACGAGUGCAAGGCGCGGGGGGCGCAGCGGCUGGCGUACCCGGUUGUGGUGGCGGGCGGGGUGGACUCCUGCAUCAUCCACUACCUGCAGAAUAACAAGAGGGUGCACGAGGGGGAGUUGCUGUUAAUGGAUGCGGGGUGCGAGCUGCACGGCUACUCCAGCGAUGUCACGCGCACGUGGCCCGUCUCCGGAACGUUCACUCGCCACCAGCGCGAAGUCUAUGAGAUCGUGCUGGACACCCACAGGCAAUGCCUGGAUAUCUGCCGGGCGGGGCGGACGCUGAGGGACGUGCAUCACAUGUCAGUGCAGCUGCUGUCAGAGGGCGUUGCCUCCCUCGGCCUCUUCCCCGGCCUCGAUGCCGGCGCCAUCGCGCACAACGCCUACCGCACCGUCUACCCCCACUCCGUCGGUCACUGGUUGGGAAUGGACACGCAUGACACGCGCUGCAUCGGCCACGACGCUCCCAUGCGGGCGGGCGUGGUGCUCACCAUAGAGCCGGGCCUCUACAUCCCCAACGACCCGCAGCUUUACGGCCCGUACGCGGGCAUCGGGGUCCGUAUCGAGGACGACGUUGCCGUUACGGGCCUUACGGACCCCGAGGUCCUCUCCGCGGGCGUCCCUGUGGACGCGCGGGAGAUUGAGCUCCUGGUGCAGGGGAAAUGAUGCGACCCUGUCAAAGGUGCAUGAGAAAAUACUAGGAUUUGUUUCGCAGACUUUGUUGCGUAUUCUUUGGUCGUGUACCACCAUGUUAUACCUACUAGCACUAGCGCUCCGUGCAGCUUCGAGUUGGGGCAGCAGUUUUGUUGCGGUAUUGACUGCUUGCAACUCUGCUGACUCUUGUGACUAAGAGGCGUGCUCGGUUCCUGUACACUAUGUUCACCGGCAUCAGUGGCGGUCUUAUUCUUUACAAGCCUUGGACAAGCCCGAAGUGCAACCUUGGGUAUGUUCUGCUGCAGAACUUCUGCACAAGCUGUGGGUGAGUGUUGCAGAAUGGUUCUCUUGGCGUGCUCUAUGUGACAAGGGAGGGGAUUUCAGUUGUUGCAUUACCAUGAAUUCAAACAGACAUGAGAAUUACAACUGCGCAGUUGUGGCAUGCCGGAGACUUGCCUCGAGCGGGAUGCUAGAAUCCAGAGGCCAGUUGUGCAAAAUCCUGCACUGCUUUACAAAUAUAGAAUACAGUCACAGUGACUGCAAAGUGCAAAGCAAAAACAGGUGACAGUCUCUGGCAAAACUUAUUUCUAGGUCUCUUUGAUUGAUGGCCCUGGUUGUACUGCGUAAUAAGUUGCGGACUAAACAUGUAACAGUGCUAGAC